Messenger RNA from Triticum aestivum (bread wheat), 3871 nucleotides. Its product is annotated as protein FAM9A. The record is from RefSeq and is a predicted model, not a curated record. The coding region runs from base 2696 to 3724 and encodes 342 amino acids. NCBI's taxonomy places the organism in Eukaryota, Viridiplantae, Streptophyta, Magnoliopsida, Poales, Poaceae. Gene Ontology annotation, biological process: meristem maintenance; meristem development. The transcript is spliced from 9 exons.
UCUUCUCCUCUGUUUUCCUAUCGCUCCAGCCUCCAGGCGCCUUGGCCGGAGCUCCGACGAUCUUCCAGCAGCGAUGGCCGAGACCGGAGAAGACGACGGCGAAGUAGCCGCUCCUCUUCCUCCCCCUCCCCCUCAUACUCUGGCGAAGCCACGCACUACUUCGACGAUGAGGCGGCGGAGCAGAGCACCAGCACAGGGUCGGCGACGAGCCGUCCUCACGGAUGGAGAACCUUCCUCGCCUGGGGUAGCUGCCCUGAAUCACAGCAGGGCAAAAAAAAGUACUCUUUACUUGAGCAUUUCACUGUUACCCCGAGGAUCCAAGCAGUGCGUCAAAAUUAGUCCUUGAUGUGAUUCCUGUGGUGUUCUCCACGGAUCUGAACCUCUGGGGCAAAAAAAAAAGGGUGUUUUAUGGGUUUUGUUGCCUGGGACGGGCAGGGAGCUUGGAUAAAAAUUCAACCCGACUAAAAAUUCAGGCCCUUCCUUGACCCUUGUCGUGGGAGUUUCAGCCUGCUGUGAUGUCACUGCUUCCUCUUAAAGAGGCUGUGAGGAGGACAAGCAUUGUUUGGAGAGAAGUUGGAAAAUGCUCUGGACAUUCCGUUGUAAUCUGUGUUUUUAUGGCCCCAGUGAUCUGGAUUUAGACACUGAUGAACGACACAUCUUUGGUUUUCUGAAAAUAAAACGAGCUAAGUUCACUGAGGCUGUAAAUUGGAUUACUAAGUGGCAUAGUGGGAUAGGGGUCGAUAACUUCUGCAUCGGGUGUGGCUUGCACAAAGAGGACUUUCGAUCAUCUUGACAGGUGGAUUUUACUUUGCCGCUUCAUGGAAAGCGAGGAUCAUAGCUUUUGACCUGGAGAAAACCUAUUCGCCAUCCGAAGAAGUUCACCACUUUCCUCUUGAGGCCUUGGGUGUACAAGGCAGCUCUUGUGUGCAUUCUUUGUUUCUCGCUGCUGUUUCUAUAAAGCCAUACCCAGGUAUAUAUACAUGUGGGUUUACAGUACCCAGCAGGACUAAUUUAAGUAUAUCACACCAACUUGACAAACUUCAACAUUUACUAAUUCAUGGAAUGAAUGUCAAGAUGGUUGAGUUGAGUUUCAUGCUGCUCUUGCCCAUUUUGUGUACGAAGGACAAUGGAUCCCUAUAGUACUUCAUGGUUGCUCGAAAUUAGAUAAGGCUACAAUAAUAUUGUUUAAAGGCAGCAAAGGACUGGCCCAUGUAUUCGCUUUAGUUCCAAGUAUUUUUCCAGUGAAGAUACUACAUGUGCAAGCUUAUAUACAUGGAUAUGAACAGUUGCAGUAGCUGACAACAAGACGACAUGGCAUGUUUAUGCAUCUGAGGCAUCUGACUUGUCCACUUAACUGUCUUCUCUAGGCAGCCAAAUGCCAAUAACGGAGUUCUUCAUGAAAUGCAGAUGGUAUAUCUGAACUUUGACGACGGUGGGAGCGUACUUUAUCUUGCAGAAUGCUCGUGUUCUCGAGCACAUGGAAACACAGCCAAGGGUCGCGGCCGGUAUGUUCCCCAUUUCAGGAUCAUGGCGCAGGCAUUGUUGAGAGGCACCUGUUGGUGUCCACUUCGUAUGUCUCUGCAGGAGGCCACCUCUUGCGGACGACGUCGGCACGAAGUACACCAUGCUUGACCCUAGGUUCGACAAGCGUCACCGUGUCCGUUUCAUUGAGAAUGGAGUGGUAAUUACCAUUUCAAACCAAAUCUUUCGAAUUGAUGAAAACAAGUUGCUAACUAUUAUGUUCAUGAUAAUUAUGCUUUGGUUAUUGAUUUUCACAUAUGCUGCCACCACUACGGAUGAGGGCUCACAAGACGACGGUUAAGAUGGAGUACAACGAGCAGUACGCACCGUUCUUCAGGAGAGCCCGACUAUUCGGUUUCGUCCUGCAGUUCAAGCGUAAGCCGCCGACGCUUGUCCACUCAGCUCUCAUGGCUUUGAUCGACCGGUGGUGGCCAGAGACGCACAUCUUUCAUCUUCCAUGUGGGGAGAUGACCGUGAACCUCGAGGAUUGGGCGAUGAUUACGGCAGUACCGCUCCAGGGUCGUGCUCUCACAGGAAGAGUGGAGAGGGUGAACUGGCACGAGAGGGUUGUCAGCCUCAUCGGCGACUGCCCCCCCCCCCCCCCGCUAAGAGCAACCGGACUUCCGGCAUACCGUUGUCAUGGCUCCUCGAGCACCGGAGCAAGUGCCCGGAAGAUGCCGAGCCCCGGGUGGUGGAGCAGUACGCCAGGGCCUACCUGUGGUACAUUCUCACGGAGGUAGUGUUUCCGGACUGCUCCGAGAACUCUGUCCUAUGGAUGUAUCUCGACUUCCUAAAGGACUGGGAUGCGGGGUACAGCUGGGGGGCCGCCGGACUCGCCUACCUAUAUCGUUCGCUUGACGACGCGACCCGGAGAGCGGAAGUCACGUCUGGUAUGUGUGGAUGUGUAUGGGGCCUCUCCAUUUGGAUGUGGGAGCGAAUCCCGGUGGGCCGUCCAGAGAAGUUGCGCUCGCGUGCAUGGACGGACUAUGGCGGAGAUGGCGAAGAUGAUCGGAACCCGACCGUCGCAUACGCUUGGGACGUGGUGCAUGUCUACACGGGCGAAUCGAAGGCCUUGUACAAGGUCUUCAGCAACGAGCUUGAUGCUCUCACGCCUUUCCAGGUUACUUGGCGGUCGUAUAGUGAUGAUUGAGAGUUGGGGUUCGAGCUGAACAGCAUGUGCAAGCAGGACCGGCUUCUCUUCCGGUGCAUCGUGCCCAUGAUUUGUGUCUAUGCCGUGGAGUACCACUUGCCACAGCGCGUUGCCGCACAAUUUGGUAAGGUGCAACACACACCACCAACCGUCAUCGUCCGCGAUACCGGUGGCUACGACCUACACCUGAUGAGCAGGCAGAAGAAUCAAUCAAUCACGGAUUGGGAAGCCGAAAAUGCGAGAUACGUGCAUGAAUGGAACGAGUGGAAAACACGCAAAGACACGGAGAGGAGAGUGAUUGACUGGGACGACUACGAGGAUCACAUGUUGUGGUACGACGAUGGCAUCAAGCAUCGUCUGCGUCUGAGGCCCCAAUGGACGACAGCAGAUGCCGAAGACCUGUUCGAUGAUGCCUCAGAGAAUGAAGCCUACAACGAGAGCAUCAGACAGCUUCAAGGCGGGUUUAGGGAGUACAGACCCCUCAUGAACAGAGUGUCUUCGGAGCUGAACAAAAGCAUUUUUCAUGCCUCUGAUGCGCUUAGUGUUGUCCCUGGGACUCGAGCUAGUGAGAACAAGUUGAGGGAAACGAUGAAGAAAUACGUCAACAAAGCACGCCGGCUUGUGGGCCUACUUGGGUGUGCUACAAACACCGAGGAUGUUUUUCCUCCUGCACCGAUGUGUAGCCUCGCUUCAUCGAGCCAUGCAGCCUCGUCGUCUAGGGCGGCUCAAGAUGACGAGGAGGAGAACGACGACGAUGAUGAUGAUGCAGAGGAAGAGGAAGAAGAGGGCGCAGAAGAAGAGGGCGUCGAAGAAGAACAUGGUGAGGAAGAGGAAGAGCACGAUGAGGAUGAGGAGGAGGAGGAGUACGAUGAUGACGAUGGACCUCCAGUAACUCAGCCAACCGAGCGUGAGAAGAGGAAUAUGCCAAAGAAGGACUGGCAGAGUCCAUCCCCAUUUCAGAAAGCACGUCCUGCGGCCCGCAAGAAGACAACGGCCAAGAAGCGAUCCAAGGAUAACGAGGACCAAAAUUCGAAGAGGGGAAGGAAGGACUGAAGUUGCUGCCGUGUCGUUGAACUAAAAACUUGCAUAUUUGCUUCGUGAACCAUAUGAAUUUGCUCGUGAAACUGUUUCGUUAAAUUGCUAUGUACCAAACCUACCUUAUUUAUAGAUUUGUGGUGUGUGCAUCAUAUAUCAUAUAUU